AUGAUCGGAGACGAGCAAACUAAGAAUUUCGAUGAAUUGAUUGAACAUGAGGAUGUUUUGGGAGAUGAAAAUGAAGUCGAAGUAAAAGAAGAAACAAAGUCGCCAACUCCCGAAACAGCCAAAACUGACGUCCAGAUUUACCAAGAAAAGCUGAUCCGUCUGGAGCGUCACUUUUCCGAAAAGGUCAAAAAGCUGCAGUCGAAGAUCAGCGAGUUCAUUCCCGAAAUACUGAAGACGCAGUUGGACGACUUGCUUCUCAAAUUCCACAACGAGAUCUCAGAAGAGUUUCAAAAGCUUAAAAAUCCGAUUUCAGGCGACAUGGCGCCGCCGGCUACUCCGACUCCCACAACGCCAUCUCCCAAAUUGGUUGAGACCGCAACCAUCGCCGCUGAAGUACCGAUCCUCACCGCUCCGACGCUCGUCUGUCCCACCAUCCAAGCUGCUCCGAUCAUUCAGCAAAUCCUUCCAACAGCAUCGGCGAUCAACGCUAGUCAGCAAAAAGUGGUGAUUCCCCCGCCCCAAGUCGAAAAAAUCAUCGUCAACGGACAGGAAACAAAUGUUGUUGUCCAGCCAAAUGCUGUUCUCGUCCCUAAAGACACAAAAGUCCUUAGCGUACCGAAAGAUGCUAAGGUCGUGGAGCCCGUUAUGGCAACUUUGAUAAGAAAGCGCGAUCCAAAAGGUGGAGGCAAGAUUACGAAAAUUUCGAAUGCAAAGGUGGCGCAAGUAAAAGUUGUGCCGAUAAGAAAAAGUGCUCGAAUCCCGAAGCCAAGGGAUGAUACUGAACAAGAAAAGACAGGAGAGAUAAGCACCCCGGAAAGAAGUAACCCUGAGCCGCCAAAACUUGACCUGCCACCGGAAGAAAGUACCUUCGAAGUCGAUUAUGACUAUUGGACUUACGAACGAGUAAACAAGGAAUACGAACGCGUCUCAAAACUCGCCGAUGAUGACGAUUUCGACUGUUUGAUUUGCAGAAGAAGUUUUUCAACAAAAGCCUAUCUCAAAUCGCAUCUUCGGGCUCACAGAGCCCCUCUCAAGUGCAAGAUUUGCAAGGCAGAAUUUCGAUUGCAAACGAAACUCGAGAAGCACGAGUUGACCCACCGAUCGGAUGACAAGCAAAUGUGCGAAGUCGCCGGGUGUGGCGAGAUUUUUGAUACAAAGAAGCAGCUAAAUGAGCACAAGAAGAAACACAAGCCAAAGUGGGCCUGUAACAUUUGCGGAAAACUUCUUGCUACUGAAAAGUCACGUGACGAGCACAAAGUCACCUUCCACCUCGGCGGCUCCUCCCACAAAUGCGAUACUUGCGGCAAAGCAUUCUCCAACCGGUCAACCCUCAACCGCCAUAAACUCCUUCAUUCGGUAGAAUUUCGAAAGCCCUACCCAUGCAAUAUCUGCAAGCGCGCUUUUAUCGACCUCAAAACGCUCAAAAAUCAUGAAAAAACCUGUGCUAAGCAUUUUUUCUCUGUCAUCAAAGUCGACAAAUAG
Messenger RNA from Oikopleura dioica, 1482 nucleotides. The record is from the annotation of a GenBank genome assembly. Lineage: Eukaryota; Metazoa; Chordata; Appendicularia; Copelata; Oikopleuridae.